AUGGCUACGUUCGCAUCUCCAUCAUCAACACAAUCUGAUGAUGCUUCACUAAAUAAUAAUCAAAAUGGGGAUGAUGUUCCUCUUAAUUUACCUUCUUCAAAUGUCAAUCCAUCUGAGCGUGUUGUUACACCAAUUAUACAGCCUAGAACAACAGUUCAACAACAAUCUACAGGUGGAUUUUCUUCAGCAUCAAUAUCGGCUAAUCCAACAUUUACAGCAUUAAAAGGUACUACUUUACAAUUAGCUCUUGGUCAUCCAUUGACUUAUGUACGAGCAUUAAUGCAAAUGGGUUAUGAACCAUUACCAGCAUAUCGAGGAAAAACUUUAUUUGGCAAAGAAGCUCUGUAUCAUCCGAAUGUAUUUCGCUAUCUUAAGUAUGUUUAUAGUAUUGAUGGUGUUGUUGGUUUAUAUCGUGGUUUUGGUUGUUCGCUCUUAUCUAAAGUUGUUUGUUGGUAUACGACAACAAAAGUUGAUGAACUUCUUGGACCUGUUGAUACUCGAGUAUCGAAUGAUCAAACACCUGCAGCAUGGAAUAAAUGUAUUCAAAAAAUAUUACGUGAAGUACAAGCACAAUCAUGGGGUAUUUUCAUUUCACAUCCUAUUCAAGUUAUGGCUAUUCGAUGUAUGGGUCAAUUUGUUGGUCGUGAAAAAGCAUAUUCAGAAAUAAAUAUAUUUCAAAAUAUUAAAGAAAUUUAUAAUCGUCAAGGAAUUGGAGGAUUUUUUGUUGGACUUAUUCCUCGAUGGUUACUUGAAAUUUCAACUGUUAUUAUAACAAAUAUUCUUAUUCAUUUAUUAAAAACACAAUUACCACCACAAAAUGAAAUGGUGUCUUUAUACGAAUAUAUUGCUACUUUCAUAGCUCAAACAGUGACUUAUCCAUUGAGUGUCAUAACAACCGUAACAGCAAUUAAUCGAAGUGGACUUCGUGCUGGAAUGUUACCUAUAACACCCGUUUAUGCUAAUUGGCAGGAUGCCUACAAUUAUUUGAAAAAGACGGAACAAUUAAAACGCGGUUCUAGUUUAUUUAAUCGUGCUGUCCUUGGCACAAGUGGCCUUCCAGCACCUGGUUCACCCAUACCGAAUGCUUAA
Messenger RNA from Rotaria sp. Silwood1, 1089 nucleotides. The record is from the annotation of a GenBank genome assembly. Lineage: Eukaryota; Metazoa; Rotifera; Eurotatoria; Philodinida; Philodinidae.